AUAGAAUAGGCAUUUAGAGUUAUUUCCCUUGUCUUGCAUCAUGCCUUUGGUGUCAUGUCUUGUGUAUGUGUAAGAACGAUAUAAACAAAACUGACCAAACGAAGCCAACUACCAAGAUGACGACACCAGAAUGGUCGCAUUGUCCACAAUGUCUGCAAUGUCCACUUCGACAAGCUUCAGAGUCUACAUCAGCCAAGUCUGAGUCCGGUUUCGUUGCCGCUAUUCUUGUCUGGCUCAACAAACCCCACGUUGUCAACCGACGCUUGAUCGGUUCACGGUUGAUCGCCACAUUUUCUUACCCUCGUAUUAAGACGAGGGAAGAAACCCGAAAAUUCCUGGAUACUGUAAAGAACAGAUUCGUCCAUUCAACACGCUGGACUGGCGAAUCCUCUGUUCAAAGAGGCAUUGAAAAACGGCAAGACAAUGUUGAUUUUACGAACGAAGAGGCUGUGGGAAUUGAACAUCAUACGAACGAAAACAAUGUUACAUGGGAGAAAAGUAAACACUUUACAGAAAAAGAUGUUACACGUGGAUUAAAUGGGCACCAUUCAAAUGACGAUAAUGUUGAAGAUCAUUUCACCGAUGUGCAGAUCGAAGACCUUAUCACGUCCCCGGAAGAUCUGGUUGUUUUCGUUCGGGACUUGCUACCGAGAAAUCUGGAUUUACAUCAAAUCCUACGGGAAGUGAUUACCUACGAUCAACAACAUCAAGAAUUCCAUUUUUAUCCAAUUGCCCGGUUUGAUAAAGAAGGUGCUUGCCUCUCUGUUGACAAUGAUAUGCCAUACAGUUUCAUGUUUUUGGCAUCAGACUCAGGCAACAGGAUUGAACUUAAAAUCUGCAAAGCUAUAAAAGAUGAUCCUUCACUGGCUUCAAUGACUUAUUUCUGGUUAGAGAAGCGUCUCUUAUGUAAAGUAGCUCGCUGGUCUGGAGCAGAAACCUUGCGUACUGAUACAUUGUCACUCAGAACUGUAUCAGUUGAAGCCUACAACCAGCUCUACAACCAACUAAAAGCUAAAUAUGGUCCUAAGCUGAUUGAGGAAUGGCCAGAAAGAACUGACCCCAAGAAGUUCGUCUAUGAAGAUAUUGCCAUUGCUACAUUUCUUUUGCUUCUCUGGGAAAAAGAACGUCAAGAGACAAAGUGUGAGAAGCAGACUUUUGUUGAUCUUGGUUGUGGUAAUGGACUUCUUGUUCAUCUGCUCACUUCAGAAGGGCAUUCAGGUCUCGGCAUUGAUAUCCAAAAACGGAAGAUUUGGGACAUGUAUGGUGAUGCAACCAGACUUGAGUUAAGGGCUUUGACACCAUCAGCUGACUCCUUAUUUCCAGAAUAUGAUUGGAUAAUUGGUAACCAUAGUGAUGAGUUGACUCCAUGGAUACCAGUUAUAGCAGCCAGGUCUAAAUACAAUUGCCGGUUUUUUGUACUGCCAUGCUGUCUGUACAAUUUUGAUAGCAAAUACAAUGAGAAGACUACAGGCUUGACCAGUUAUCGAACAUACUUGAAUUAUGUCAAAAAAAUUAUUACAGUGUGUGGCUUUCAAGUUGAAGAAGAUGUACUCCGAAUACCAUCAACCAAGCAAAUUUGCUUGUAUGGGAAAACACGAACAUAUUCUCAAUCAGAAGAAUCAGAAGUUGAUAAAAGAAUAACAGAAUUUAUAGAAAAUCAAUGUUCAAAGAACAAAUUAUUACAUAACAAAAGUGAAGAUUCCAAUCCAAUGCCUGCAGAUUUGAUGAAUAUGAAAGAUGCUAAUACUUGGUCUGACAACUUUAAGCCUAGACUGACUCAAAAAACAUCUGGGAUGUGCAAGUCAGUUCCCUGGAACAUUAAAAUUGAUGUUGUUAAUGUGGUUGUAGAAAAGAUUUUAGCAGCUGAUGACAGCAAGUUUAUCAAUCUUCCAGAUGGAAGAGUGUGGCACAAGGGAGGGGAAAUACCACUUCCAAAGAUUGCUCAACUUCUAAAUCAAGACACUCUGAACUAUCUGAAGACAGAAAAUGGCGGUCUGCAGACACUUCUGCGCAACUUCAGCCAUAUUUUCUAUGUGGUUUCUAGUACAGUACGGCUGAGGGAUUACACACAACCAUGGCAACAGAGGAGGAAAGUGAAGCAGAAAAACACUGCCAGAUCUUACAAGACUUCACUCUGCUGGUUUCAUCAAAACCAUCCAGAUGGUUGCCCUGUCAGCAGAGAAGAGUGUAACUUUGCACAUGGAGAAGAAGAACUGAGAGAAAAGACACAUCACUGAGAUAUUGAGAAGAGGAAAUUCAGAGAAAGAACAUUUUCCCAUCUUACUGUGUGUGAGUGUGUGUGAGUGUGUGUGAGUGUGUGUGAGAGAGAGUGAGUGUUUUAAAUUAAUUUAAAUAAAUUUUUGAUUUUUCUA
Messenger RNA from Octopus bimaculoides (California two-spot octopus), 2372 nucleotides. Its product is annotated as putative tRNA (uracil-O(2)-)-methyltransferase. Lineage: Eukaryota; Metazoa; Mollusca; Cephalopoda; Octopoda; Octopodidae. The record is from RefSeq and is a predicted model, not a curated record. Gene Ontology annotation, molecular function: tRNA (uridine) methyltransferase activity; metal ion binding. Gene Ontology annotation, biological process: tRNA methylation.